Messenger RNA from Spea bombifrons (plains spadefoot toad), 2499 nucleotides. RefSeq lists its product as uncharacterized. NCBI's taxonomy places the organism in Eukaryota, Metazoa, Chordata, Amphibia, Anura, Pelobatidae. The transcript is spliced from 2 exons. Gene Ontology annotation, biological process: DNA integration; DNA recombination. Gene Ontology annotation, molecular function: DNA binding. Bases 135 to 1886 code for a protein of 583 amino acids. The record is from RefSeq and is a predicted model, not a curated record.
UCAGCUACUCAGUAUCACCUGGGUGGGAUUUAUUUUGGAGGGAAAAUAUACUGUAUAAAUUUAUGUGAAAAUAACCAUAUUUAUUAUUUCAACUGAUAUACAGAGGAGAGAAGACUGCAGAUUGUCUGUACAUUAUGGAUAACGACAUUGAAAUGCCCUUGUCUAGUAUGAGAGAGGCUGCCCAGACGAAGGGUGUUUCGUGGCUGAAAGACAGAUUUCAGGAUACUGUGGUUGCUGAUGAAGGUCCUGCUACUGACAAACCAAGACCCAGGACAAGUUCCAGGCCCAGGAGGCCCCCAGCUCGCCUGAGCCCUGAGUUGGAUACGAUUCCACCCUCUCCAGCAGCUGCUUCAUCUGCCUUGCCCUCCCGGUCCCGUGUACCUCAGGGCAGCAGCAAACGUCCUUCUGGUGGUUCCAGGUCUGCUUCUGCAUCCGUGGCAAAUUCGCAGCGGCGGCCAGCUCGCAGGGCUUCACCUUCCCCUUCCCGGAGCAUUGUGUCUUUGGCUGCGUCCAGUGGGGACGACAACUGGCUGGACCUUGAUGAUCCGGCUCCUCCGCCAUCCAGACGCAGGAGAGCUCCAGCGGCGCGUGGGGAUGAGCCUUCAGACGCGGUAAGAGAGACCCAGCGGUCUCCUUCACCUUCCAGUUUUCCUGUCCCGGCUAUUUCUUCACGGACGGCGCCGUCAAAACGCAGCAGGAGUGCACAUGCUCGGGGCUCGUCCUGCGACGUCGGUGAUGAAGCGACAUCUCGCCGGGAUGAUGUUUCUCGGCUCACGUCAGUGGCGCCUUUCGGCCAGGAGAUGGCAGCAGUUCGCUCCUCGAUCGUUUCUAGUGGAGGCAGUGCCGUUCCUUCUAUUGGAUGUGUGACUGCAACGGGACCUGGUGCUGGCAGUGGAGUUCACCCCCGGUCCACAAUGGCAACGUUUUCGGGAGGCCGCGCCGGGUGCGGACGAGUUGGGAGCAGAUGUCCCUACGUGGAUUUGGAGUCUGGUAGACAUCACGUCAUGAAGCAGAUUGACAAGUCUCUGGCUUCGGCAACCUGGGCAUCAUACAGGGCAGUAUGGAAAGACUGGGUUGGUUUUUUGGAUGAGGCAGGUAACCCAUGCUCUGAGGGUGACCAGUUGGUGGUGCUAUUGUGGUAUCUGGGAAGUGAAUUUGCCAGGGGUACGUCUGUUGCUGGCAUGGAUAGGCGACUGGCGGCAUUGGCUUUUUAUUUCAAGCUGCAGGGGGCAAGGGAUAUUACUAAAGAGUUUUUAGUUGGUAAGGCAAUGAAGGGUUAUCGUCGGGGUGGUUACAGGCCUGACUCGCGGCGUCCUGUGACAUUUCGGCUCCUGGAGCGCAUCUGUGGAUGCCUUUGUAGCAUUUGUUCUUCUGGUUUUAAGGUAGGACUUUUUCAUUUAAGUUUUUUAUUGGCAUUUUUUGGUGCCUUUCGGAUAGGCGAGUUGGUAGCGGCUAAUACUAAAUCGCAAGGUGGCUUGCAACUUAGGGAUGUUUGCUUGGGGACGGAGAUGGUUGAGAUUUUGAUUAGGCGUUCCAAGACGGAUAAAAAUGGUAAGGGUUUUAAGGUGCAGUUGCUCUCCUUUCCGGGUUCCGACCUUUGUCCGGUAGGUUCUUUGCGAGCAUAUUUGGCUAUUCGGCCCGAGGGCGAGGGUUCUUUAUUAAGACAUGCUGACAAUACUUCACUUUCCAGGUUUCAAUUCGUAGCAGUUUUUAGAAAAUGUCUUGGCAGUUUGGGUCUUGCUCCUUCUGAAUUCGAAUCUCACUCGUUUCGUAUCAGAGCAGCGACUCAGGCAGCUAGAUGGGGCUUGGGUGACGCAAUUAUAAAACGUAUUGGCAGAUGGGAAUCAGGCCGAUUUAGACGGUACAUCAGGCCCAAUUUGAUUUAAUUAUGCAUAGCAUCAGUAUUCCGUCGUUAUGUCGUAACUGUUCUUUCAGUGCUUUGUUUUCUUUCACAUUUACAUUAUUUCUUUGUUCUUUUAUAGAUCCUGAGGUUUGCUUAGUGUGGAUAUUGGGUCACUCGUAUGUUUUCUGGGCAGCACGGCGCGCCGGGAUGAAGCCUCGGGGGCGUUUGCUAAAUCUGGAUCCAUCGCUGGCUAAGGUCAGAUGGUUGGGUUUUAGGGGUCUGCGAUGGGAGGGUGUGCAUUAUGAGGUUAUGCGGCAAGCCUUGUGGCACCAGGCGUCCUUCUCAUCCACGCUGGGGGGAACGAUUUAUGUAGUUGGCCUGUCCGUAAGUUAAUCAAGGAUAUAAAAUGUGAUAUGUUGAGAUUUCAGGCGGCUUUUCCGGGUGUUAUUUUUGUUUGGUCCCACAUAAUCCCGCGGUUGUUCUGGCGAGGUGCCAGGUCUGUAGCGGGGGUGGAUAGGGCCCGGCGAAGGGUUAACAAAGUAAUUUCAAGAUUUGUGGUGUAUAACGGAGGCAUUGUCGUUAAGCACACGGACAUUGAGGAGGACCCUUCAGGGAUGCUGGGAAGGGACAAUGUGCAUUUGAAUGCUAUUGGUUUG